AUGUUUCUCUACCAACUGCUCAACUUUUUCUUUGCAGCUUCCAAAAAGGAGGAGGACUCUAAAUAUGACCUGUCCCUGUACAAGCGCGGUGACCUGUUAGAAGUACCCCGGACAUUAUUCACCCAUUUCGGUAUCUACUUGGGUGACGACCGUGUGGCUCAUCUCAUUCCGGACAUCCUGCCUGUUAUUUCCAAGAAUAAAUCUGCCAUUGCCAAGAUGGUAACAAAUAACCGCUUGUUGCUAGGGGUUCUCACUAAGGUUGCCAGCGUCCGAGUGGACUCUGUGGCGGAUUUUGCUUAUGGCUCAGAAAUUCUGAUCAACCGCAUGGACAAAGUGUGCAGCCAGCCUCCGCUGGAUGGGGAUGAGGUGGCUCGAAGGGCUGAGAAACUCCUGGGCUCUGUUACCUACAGUUUACUGUGGUACAACUGUGAACACUAUGUCAUGUACUGCAGAUAUGGCAUGGCUAUCAGCUACCAGACAUACCAGUUCUGCACAACAGUAAGGAAGAUCGUCUGCAGCAGGAUGAGUGCCUACUUGACUGCACUAUGUGGUGUAGGAACCAUGCUGUAUCUGGGCUGCGUGUCGCUAGUGACUGUUUUACCAACCCUGCUCAUCUCAUUCACCAUCUGGAUGGCCGCCUAAAGGCCUCACGAGUAAAGACUUGAAUUUGACACGGCGUUGGAUGCUUAAAGGAAGUCCUGUGGUUUAGCUGGGAGACUAAAUGCACUGGGAAACAAAUGUUUUCACAGUAAUGAAAUGUCAUUGUUUUAUGAUUUGCAUUCUUUGGCCAGUUGGUUUUUUUUUAAAUAUUUACAAAUGUUUUUUUUUCUUUGCCUUGGUGGGAUUUGCUUUCAGUGACGUUGCUGUUCUAACGAUCUUUUUUUUCUGUUAGAUGUCUAAUUUUGUCUGUUAUUCAUGAUUGAUGAUCACCAGGCUCUGAUAUUCAACAUUCAUCUCUUUUAACAGUAGCAGUGUAUAGUUUAUAAAUGAACUUUGACUCAGAACAUUGGCAAACUCUUGAAGACUGAGAUGAAGCUCAACAUAAGACGUUAAAAAGUGAUGUACAGUAUACAGUAGUGAUGAUAUAUGCAUACUGAAUGUAGCCAUUAUAGGGACAACACAGUGGAUACUUUUAUAUACUUUAGGAUCAUUUAAAAAAGUCAUCAGUGUGAUACUACACUCAAAUCAUGCUGUAGCUUGAAAGUUGGCGUGGACAAAGUGCAAUAAGGUUCUAAUGUAAUAUUACUUUGAUAGAUCAUGUUGGCAAUUGUCAUAUAUGUUUUUGUUGGCCCAUUAACAA
Xiphias gladius (swordfish) is the source of this 1300-nucleotide messenger RNA. Its product is annotated as lecithin retinol acyltransferase family protein. The record is from RefSeq and is a predicted model, not a curated record. Bases 1 to 642 code for a protein of 213 amino acids. NCBI's taxonomy places the organism in Eukaryota, Metazoa, Chordata, Actinopteri, Istiophoriformes, Xiphiidae. Gene Ontology annotation, molecular function: phosphatidylcholine-retinol O-acyltransferase activity. Gene Ontology annotation, biological process: retinol metabolic process. The transcript is spliced from 2 exons.